This is a messenger RNA of Cercospora beticola, 1829 nucleotides long. RefSeq lists its product as uncharacterized. The record is from RefSeq and is a predicted model, not a curated record. NCBI's taxonomy places the organism in Eukaryota, Fungi, Ascomycota, Dothideomycetes, Mycosphaerellales, Mycosphaerellaceae.
GCAUCACGAUUCUUGUUUUGACACGCUACCAUCCACCACUGGCGGCGACAUCGCAGAUGGGAACUCAGCUUACAUCAUACUUCCGCGCGAAGUCUCCACUACACCCGCCAUCUUAUACAGCGUCGAGACCACUUCGAAGAGGACGAGGACCGCCCAAAGCAGCUGAACUGUAAGCGCAGGACCAGGAUGUCAGACCACACCUCACCAUGCCCACGCGAACACCAAGAACGACUCGCUUGGCGAUAAGCUGCGUGUACGGAACAAUACCCGGAGCAGCGCAGACAAGAGUGGUAGCUAUACCUGGACCGUUGGUGGAGACGGAGGGGUAGCAAUUACGUCUGAUUUGACGUGCUCAUCGAGCUGUAAUGGAGUACCUGCAGCUUCCAUCCGUGGACUUCUGGACUCGGCACGCGCCUCUGUCUGUUGUCUGAUGACCGGUUGAUCUACUCCGUGUAGACGGACAAGAGGUGGACGAAGGGCUGGACAGGAGCAGAUUGACCUCGCGAGGCCUAGGAGAAUUGUCUACGGUGCUCCUACACCUCCAUCCGGUGAUAUCUGCUGGACAUCGGUUAGCGCAAUCCCGACCACGCGACACUCCUCCAUGUGUGCGUCGCCAGCCGCGCUACAGCUGCAAUCCUCACGUCCCACUUAGAAGUCUUGGAAGGGCAUCGCUGCACGUCUUGGGUGUUCUUGUGAAUCUUGGGAGGCAUCACUCUCCGGCCGAGUCAUUAUCCCACGAUCUGCCCCCGACUCCUCGGAUGCGUGGCCUCACUUCCUUCGCUGAGAGCUACCACUCGACGUUUCUCUACUCCGACGAACGACGCCCCAUCGCCAUCUCCACAGUCACGAUGCCUGCUCGGAACAGACCGCGCCGGCCGGCCAUGUACAACACGCCUCACAUCCGGAAUGGAGGAUUUGGCGUUCUACAAGUGGAAGCCGUCACCAAUAGACCCGCAUCGAUCCAGCGACGGCAUCUGGCCGCAAGUCAACUCCGCAUGCGCGAUAUCGAACCUGACGAAUUGAGCUCGUCGGAAUGGGUGCGCUUCUUGGUGAUGGAGUCGCGAGAACGGGAACGAUUCAUCGCCGACUUCGUCAGACAGCGGCGAGACAGCAGCGCCAGCAGCUCGAGUACACCAUCAACCGACAUCGAUCGUGAAGUGGCGUACGACAAAGCAGAAGAGGCGAGGCUGGAGGCUGAAGACGCGAGGAGAGAGGAGCAGCGCGCGAUGGAUCCUACAAGGUCGCCCUCGCCUCCUAUGGCUGGUGGCACGAGCAAUUCACGAGGUACAACACCUUUCGUCAGCAUAUGGGCGAGGCACAUCGAGGAGAUUGAGCGGGCCGAGAGCGAAGGCACUGUCUAUACACCACGAAGGCCAAUGCACACAAGACGCGCAGCUGGCGAUGAAGAAGCGCCGCCCGCGUACAACAGUAUUAUUCCACCUGGUGAAGCCCCUCCAGCCUAUUCGCCAACGUCGGACGACGAGGGGUCUGGAUCUGGUCCGUCCAGGAGAAGCAGGAUUAGGCGAUUCAGCAGUCAGUACCUGAACCGGUUCUGAUCUUUGCAAUACCGCAAAGCAGGUGAAUCAUCGGAGAUGCAUUUGUAAAUGGUGUUUUGGUCGAUAUUGAUUUUUACUCGCGAUGCAUGCAUUGGGUCCUACUGGCAGUCAGGCAGGCACUAGGCUGGGAUAGACGGGACAUCCUUCUGACUCCCCUUCACGAAGACACGAGCAUCAUGAACUGCACGAAUGAUGUGUGUGCGCCACGAAGCUCUGCUGAUGCUAAGUAUGAUGAUGUUAGAUGGAGAACGUAGCUACUACUAUAGCUCAGAC